Messenger RNA from Belonocnema kinseyi, 11271 nucleotides. It is a transcript of the gene Dhc62B, whose product is annotated as dynein heavy chain 7, axonemal. NCBI's taxonomy places the organism in Eukaryota, Metazoa, Arthropoda, Insecta, Hymenoptera, Cynipidae. The record is from RefSeq and is a predicted model, not a curated record. Gene Ontology annotation, biological process: microtubule-based movement. Gene Ontology annotation, cellular component: dynein complex. Bases 1 to 11271 code for a protein of 3756 amino acids. Gene Ontology annotation, molecular function: minus-end-directed microtubule motor activity; ATP binding; dynein light intermediate chain binding. The transcript is spliced from 28 exons.
AUGAAAGAAUAUGCAGACCAACUUCCAACGACUGGUCUCCUUCCUGAAUGGGAAGAAGAUAUCAAAAGGCUAAUACCGGAGGAUUUGAGAACGAAGUAUCACGAAAUCUUUGAAAAACAAAUGGAAGAAACGAGAGAGCGUUAUUAUCAGGAUUUACAUAAAUUGGGAAAACGACAAAUUUUAAGCAUGGAAUGCGGCAGUGAUUUAUCAGAUCCACAUUUUAAAUUGCCGGGACGCACAGAAAACAGGAAUAAAUUCUUGAGAAAUCGAGAGCGAAUAGCAAAAAAAUACUUUCUUUCUCAUAAAUUAAUUAGAAACAUAGUGAGCAAAGCAGAAGUUCUUCCCGAGUUGCUGUGCAAUUUUGAAAAAUAUCGAGAUCUCAGCUUUCUGGAAUUACCAAACUUUCAGGAUUUAGUAGAUGCAGAUUUAAAUAAAGGAGUCGCAAUGAUUACAAAAUUAUAUUACAACAGUAUUGUAAGACUUAUUUCUCAACCUCGUUAUCUGCACGAUAUACCAAAAAAAAUCCUUCCUGAUUUGUUAAAUUGCGCAUCAAGGCUUCUUGCUCUUCAGAUUAUUUUUCUGUUAAUCAAAACGAUUGAACAUUUGCUUGAUGUUGUAAAUGAUUCCUUGCGGAUUCCAGUUUUAUCACUGAAACUGAAAUGUGAAAACAACGAAUUGUUUGUUGCACCUUUAAUGCGCGAUAUUUUCUCUGCAUUUCAUUCCUUCAUCGACAACAUUGCAAACGCAGCUCGGCAACUACCGACACUUGAGUCUUGGUCGAAUAUUAAAGCUCAAAACGAAUUUAUUUCAGUUAUUUUACCCGAAUGGUAUUUACAACAAUCGCAUCAAAAAAUUGCCCAGAGUCUAGAAACGAAUUUCCAACCGAUAAAUACUUAUGUGGAUGAAUUUCAUGAACAAUUUCAAGUCGUUUACAACCCGGACACACAUGAAAAUAUUAUUAAUUAUAUUGCACAAGGUCACGAUUUUGAAACUUGCUUAGAUAAAGUUGAGGACUUUAAAAAUUAUGUUUCGGAAAUUAAUGGAAUUACUGGAUUCGAAUACUUUCUAGUUGGAAAACUUUGCCAAAAGGAGGCCAAAAUGGGACUAAAAGUCUACGCGGAAGAUGUGCAAGAUCUUAUAAUUAGGGAACUGAUUAAAAGGCAUAGAAACUUCAAUCUUGAAAUCUGUAAAGAAUUUGAAGAAUUGUCAGAAAAGGCUUUAAUUGUUCCGCAAAAUACGAAAGAAUUGCUUGAAUCAGGAAAAUACAUGAUUUACGCAACUUCAACUUUAUUAACACAAUUGAGCGAAAAAGUCUCGCUUUCUUUAAGCAUGAUGGCUUCACUACUUGAAUUGACUAACUUGCACAAGGAGCACAUCGAAUUAAAUAAUACAACAGUGAAUUGGUUGCAGAAAAUUCAGCCAAUUUUUGAACAAAACAGUUCGAACUUUGAGCAAAAAAAAUUUGAAUUAGAGGAACAGUUGCAAAGUAGAAUUAGUACUCUGAUUACUCAAAUUGAUGACAUGUUUCCGAGGCUGGUGAUAAUGGAUGAUAUGGAUGAUGGAAAACGAAUAAUCGAAUAUAUAGAGCACAUGCGAAAAUUAGUUCGAGGACUUGAUCGAAUGGACGAGAAAGUUGAAUGGAUAAAUCGGGAAGAAGAACUUUUUCAAUUUCCUCGAAGUGUUUAUCCAAAAAUCAAGGAAUUGAAAGAAAUUAUUUUGCCUUAUUAUGCUCUCAUUUAUCGUGCUCAUCAGUGGAAAAGAGCCAUGGGAGUUUGGUUGGACGGCCCAUUUGAAUAUCUCGAUGCUAAUGAUAUCGAGUACAAAACGACUGAAUAUUUUACGGAUUUUUCUAAAAUUAGUAAGACUUAUAAAACAAAGAUCAAAAUGCAUAUUGCAAUGGGAUAUCCUUACAGUUUUGUAGGAUCAGUAGAUGAUCCAGAUCCUUUUCAACAACCUGCACCUGUAAAAUUGUGCUACCAGUUAUUAGAAGAAGUGAAAUGGUUCAAGCAAUAUGUGCCUCUGGCUCUUUGCUUUUGCAAUCCAGCUCUUCGCCAAAGACACUGGGAUGACAUGUCAGAAAUAUCUGGUUUUGAUUUGACUCCUAAUGCUGGAACAACUUUGAGAAAAAUCAUCACUUUGGAUUUGCUUGAUAACCUGGAUGAAUACGACCUCAUAAGUACGAGUGCGACGAAAGAACUUGCUUUGCAACAGCUUCUAGAUAAAAUGAUACACGAUUGGGACGAUGUUGUUUUUAAUACCACGCCUUUCAAGGAUUCAGGAGUAAAUAUUCUUACACAAUUAGAUGAUAUAAUAGCGUUGUUAGAAGAGCAUAUUGUUAAAGUUCAAGCAAUGCGAGGGUCUGCGUUUGUGAAACCGAUUGAUGAGGACGUUAAAGCUUUUUAUGAAUUGCUUCUCAGAAUGCAGCGCACGAUUGAAGAAUGGACUAAGGUGCAAGUUCAGUGGAUGUAUCUUUUACCAAUCUUUUCAAGCAAAGACAUUGUAGCACAAUUACCCGAAGAAGGGAUUUUAUUUUUUGAAGUAGACGGAACGUUUCGUAAAUCAAUGAAUGGAGUGUUUAGAGAACCGAGAGUGAGAGAAACUGCAGGAUCUAUAGGCCUUUACGAAAGUAUGCAGAAUGCAAAUGAAACUAUGGAAAAAGUACACGAAGGUGUUGUGAAUUAUCUUGAAAAGAAGAGAUUAUAUUUCCCCCGCUUUUUCUUCCUCAGCAACGACGAUAUGCUGGAAAUUCUUUCAGAAACCAAAAAUCCACUUCGUGUGCAACCUCAUUUGAAAAAAUGUUUCGAAGGGAUCGCCAAACUUGGAUUUAGUGAUAAAAUGGAAAUUUACUCAAUGAUCAGCGAUGAUAAAGAGGAAAUCAUGAUGGAAGAUUUAAUUUCAACAUCCGCUGCUCGAGGCUGUGUUGAAAAGUGGCUUGUUCAGGUUGAAGAGCAAAUGGUAAAAUCAGUAAGGCAUCAAGUGCUGAUGAGUUACCGAGAUUACGAAAUAAAUGACAGAGUUUCCUGGGUUUUAAUCUGGCCAGGAAUGGUAGUCCUAUGCGUUUCUCAGAUUUACUGGAGUAUCGAUGUACAAAAUAGUUUGAUAACUCACAUGAUAUCGGUUAUGGAAUCUCUUUACGAAAAAUUAAGAAAACAGAUUUUCGAAAUGGUAAAUCUAGUGAAAGGAAAAUUAACAAAGCAAAAUCGAACGACACUGAACGCUUUGAUAACAAUCGAUGUGCAUGCAUACGACGUGGUGAAGACUUUGAUUGAUAAGAACAUCACCAAGGAAUCAGAUUUCGAAUGGUUAGCGCAGUUGCGAUAUUAUUGGGAAGAUGAUGUUUUCGUCAGAAUAAUAAAUGCAACCGUGCCUUAUGCUUAUGAAUAUUUAGGAAACUGUCCUCGUUUGGUCAUAACGCCAUUAACUGAUCGAUGCUAUCGAACAUUAAUCGGAGCCUACGCUCUGCAUUUGAACGGAGCCCCAGAAGGUCCAGCUGGAACAGGAAAAACCGAAUCCGUGAAAGAUUUGGCAAGAGCUCUUGCAGUCCAAUGUGUAGUUUUCAAUUGUUCAGAAGGUCUCGACUACAAAAACAUGGGAAAAUUCUUCAAAGGCCUCGCAUCUUGCGGAGCUUGGGCUUGUUUCGACGAAUUCAAUCGAAUAGAACUCGAAGUUUUAUCAGUAGUAGCUCAACAAAUUCUCUGCAUCGUCCAAGGAGUUCGUGGACAUUUUGAAAAGUUUAUUUUCGAAGGAACAGAGUUGAUUCUUAAUUCUGCAGUCUACGUAUGUAUUACGAUGAAUCCAGGUUAUGCUGGCAGAUCCGAGCUACCAGACAACUUGAAAGUCUUAUUUAGAACAGUAGCUAUGAUGGUUCCGGAUUAUGCAAUGAUUGGAGAAAUAUUUUUAUAUUCUUCCGGAUUUGCUGAUGCGAGGGUUCUCUCCGUAAAAAUUGUUACGACCUACAAACUCUGCUCGGAACAACUUUCUUCCCAAUCUCAUUAUGACUAUGGAAUGAGGGCUGUGAAGACUGUUUUAACUGCAGCGCAGAAUAUGAAACUGAAAUUUCCGAAUGAAGACGAGAUGAUACUGAUGCUGAGGUCGAUUAUAGAUGUUAAUUUGCCCAAGUUCCUGGCUCAUGAUGUUCCCCUUUUUGAGGGAAUUAUUUCAGAUCUUUUUCCGGGUGUCACUUUACCAGCCCCGGAUUAUGUGGUUCUUUUGAAAGCAAUCAAGGAAAUUACGAAGAGGAGAAAUUUACAACCGGUUGAUGGAUUCUUGCUGAAGAUUAUUCAGGUAUUCGAGAUGAUGGUAGUGCGACACGGUUUUAUGCUCAUCGGUGAUCCUUGUGGGGGAAAAACAAGUUGUUUGCGCACUCUCGCUGAUUCUUUGACCCUGAUGAAAGAAUGGGGAGACGGCAAUGGAGCAGUGACCAAAUUUAUUACUAUGAAUCCAAAAGCAAUCACAAUGGGUCAACUUUAUGGUCAAUUUGAUCCAGUUUCUUCUGAAUGGACAGAUGGUGUUUGCCCUGUGGCUUUUCGUCGUUUCUGUGCUGAAGAGACACCUGACAGAAAGUGGCUAAUCUUUGAUGGACCAGUGGAUGCUAUUUGGAUCGAGAACUUGAACACAGUCCUAGAUGACAAUAAAAAAUUGUGUCUGACCUCUGGUGAAGUUAUGCAAAUGACAAACACAAUGUCUAUGAUCUUCGAAGCCAUGGACCUUCUUCAAGCUUCACCAGCCACAGUCUCAAGAUGUGGGAUGAUUUAUAUAGAACCCCAUGUUCUAGGAUGGCGACCAUACGCGAAAUCGUGGAUCAAUCAAGUUAAUCCAGUUUGGAGAAAAGGCAACGAAGAGCUCCUGGAUCAAAUUUUUGAGUGGCUGAUGGAUCCUUGCCUCGAUUUUGUUCGUAAAAAAUGUCGUCUUUCAGUAACGGCUGGUCAGAUUAAUCAAGUCAUGUCGACUUUGAAUCUUCUGGAAAUGUAUAUGAAUGACGCGAUUGAAGAAGCUCAGAAAGACUAUGAAGAUUACAUUGUAUCUUGGAUCCAAGGUUCAUUCCUGAUGGCCAUGGUCUGGGGAGUUGGUGGAACUUUGGAUUCCGAUACUCGGGUUGCCUUUAAUGAAUAUUAUUUGAGUUUCUGGAAAAAUGAACACCCAGAUAAUCGAGUGCCAGCUAAAAUUGGAGAUGCUCUGAUCUCCUUGCCAGGAGAGGGACUGAUUCAUGAUAAUUAUUACGUUUUUAAAGGAAAAGGAUCUUGGAAAAGUUUUGGAGAUUUGGCAAAGGUUGAGAAACUUGUGGAGACGCAGAGUAUCAGUCAGAUGGUAAUUCCGACUAUUGAUACGAUGAAGUAUCAGAAUAUGUUUAUGAGGCAUAUUAAAAACAGAAAGAGGUUUCUUUUGUAUGGGGAAACUGGAACGGGAAAAAGUUUCUACAUUCAGGAUCUGCUGAUGAACAAGUUGCAAGAGGAAAAGUACCUUCCAAAUUUUAUUAGUUUCACACCAAAAACUACAGCUGCGCAGACACAGGAACUUGUUCUUUCGAAACUAUUUAGGCGACGAAAAGGCCAUUAUGGACCAAUGGGUGGUGCGUAUUAUGUGGUUUUUAUUGACGAUGUUAAUAUGCCUACCAAGGAGGUUUACGGUGCACAGCCUGCUAUUGAAUUGUUGAGACAGUUCUUCGAUCAUGAGCAGUGGUUCGACUUGAAAGAACCACACAUGAUAAAUGUCUAUGACAUAAUGUUUCUCUGUGCGAUGGCUCCGCCAGGAGGAUGUCGUCAAGAAAUCUACCACAGAUUUCUGAGACACUUUAAUCUUUACACCAUCAGCAAUUUCUCCAAAGAAAGCAUUUUCCGAAUUUUCACUAGUGUCGCUUUAGUUGGACUAAAAAGAAAUGGAUUCGCGACAGACGUUUUGUCGACAAUAAACAAUAUCGUGACUGCUACAAUGUCAGUUUUCAAAAGUGCGAUUGAUGAUCUCAGACCAACUCCAGCAAAAUCGCACUACCUUUUUAAUUUAAGAGACUUUGCAAGAGUCGUCACUGGAUGUACAAUGAUCAAGAAAGAAUCCGUUGAGGCUAAAACGACUUUCAUCAGGCUCUGGGUUCACGAGAUUCUUCGAGUUUUUGGAGAUCGUCUUAUCGACAUGAAAGAUCGGCAAUGGUUUUUUGAAAAAGUAAAGGAAACAGUCCUAAGUGUCUUCAGAGAACCUUUCGAUUAUGUUUUUGAACAUUUGCCCAAAUUUGAAGGCCAGUUGACUGAGAAGAGCAUGAAGAGUUUGAUAUUUGGUAACUUCAUGGAUGUUGAUGCAAUGCAAGAAGACAGAAAGUAUGAGGAAAUUUUGUCUAUGGAGGAGUACAAAGAAGUCGCACUCUCGUGUUUGGAAGACUAUAAUAACACCCAUAGAAAUAAAAUGGAUAUUGUUUUAUUCCGCUAUGCGUUGGAACACCUUGCUCGGAUUUGUAGAAUUAUUGCGACGCCUUGUGGAAGUUUAUUGAUGGUGGGUGUUGGAGGAUCUGGAAGACAGUCUUUGACUAGACUUGCAGCCAGCAUGGCAGGCAACGCACUAUUCCAGCCAGAAAUCGGAAGUAGCUAUGGUGUGAGCGAAUGGAGAGACGACAUUAAAAAAGUUUUGAAAAAUUCCGGAGGUACUGGUAAAGACUUAGUCUUUCUUUUCACCGAGGGUCAAGUCAAAGAAGAAACUUUCCUUAGCGAUAUUGAUAGUCUUCUAAAUUCUGGGGAAGUUCCCAAUCUUUUUACGACUGAGGAGAGACAAGAAAUAAUUGAAUUGACGAGGCUAGCAGCUCAGGGUGGAAAUCGAAACCUGGACAUUUCGAUCCUUGCAGUUUUAGGUUUUUUCGUAAAUCGCUGCAGAGAAAAGCUCCACAUUAUGCUCUGCUUCAGUCCAGUUGGUGACUCUUUUCGAACCAGAUUGCGACUCUAUCCAAGUUUGGUCAACUGCUGCACGAUCGACUGGUUUGAAAUUUGGCCUGAAGAUGCUUUGGAACAAGUUGCUGUAAGAUUCACGACAGGCUUAAACGUCGAGGAAAAUAUUAAAGUCAAUGCUGUCGUCGCCUGUAAGUUCUUCCACGUUUGUGCAAAGGAUAUUAGUACUCGAUUUUAUGAGGCCUCUGGAAGGAAAACUUACAUCACUUCGGCUGCGUUCUUGGAUUUGAUUCAAGCUUACAGCGAUUUGAUGAACUUAAAGCAGGAAGAAUUAACGUUUGCUAGAGAUCGUUAUUUAAACGGUUUGGAUAAGUUGGAAUUUGCAGCACAACAAGUUGAAAAGAUGAAAGAGAUUCUUUCGGCUUUGAGGCCUCAACUUGAAUCUUCAGCUAAACUAACAGCAGAAACGAUGAAGAAGAUCGAAAGUGAAAAUGUUGCAGUUGAACAGGCAACGAUUUUAGUUAAAAAAGAUGAAGCUGCGGCAAACGUUCAAGCUAAGAUUGCGGGAGCUUUAAAAGCUGAAUGCGAGGCUGAUUUGGCCGAAGCUCUACCCAUUCUUGAAGAAGCGAUAGUUGCUUUAAAUACUUUGAAACCCGCGGACAUCACACUGGUGAAAUCGAUGAAGAAUCCUCCCCAGGGUGUAAAACUAGUGAUGGCAGCCGUUUGUGUCAUGUUAAACAUUCCUCCUGAUAGGGUGAACGAUCCAACAACAGGUGGGAAAAUUUUAGACUAUUGGGGUCCUAGUAAAAGAAUACUGAGUGACAUAAAGUUUCUCGAUUACUUGAGAGACUAUGACAAGGACAACAUUCCAGUGCAAACAAUGCAGACCAUAAAACGGGUUUACCUAACGGACAAGACUUUUGAGCCUAAAAUAGUCGCGAAAGCAUCUUCAGCAGCUGAAGGUCUAUGCAAAUGGGUUCGUGCCAUUGUUCUCUAUGAUAAAGUGGCAAAAGUAGUAGCACCCAAAAGGGAAAAAUUAGCUGCUGCAGAAAGUUCGUUUUCACAGGUCAUGGAUAUUUUGACUGCAAAAAGGGAGUCAUUGGCGGAACUAAAUAAAAAAUUAGAACUUUUGAAUGUCAGUCUCCAAGAUAUUUUGACAAAGAAGAUAGAUCUUGAAAAUCAGGUGACAAAUUGCAGAAACAAAUUGAUGCGAGCUGAGAAACUUAUACAUGGAUUAGGCGGCGAAAAGGACAGGUGGAUGAUAAGUGCAGAAAAUCUUCAGAAAGCUUACGAUACUCUUCCUGGUGAUAUUUUAAUUUCCUGUGGGAUGAUCGCAUAUCUGGGACCAUUUACGACAGCCUACCGAGCAGAGAAUAUAGAAAAGUGGCGAUUAUACGUAAAAAAUUUAAAAAUUCCUUGCUCCGAAGAAUACAAUUUCAUAGAAGUUCUGGGAUCUGAAAUAAAAAUAAAUUCGUGGAAUAUCUACGGUUUGCCUAGAGAUUCUUUCUCCACUGAAAAUGCAAUCAUAAUGGACAAAUCAAUGAGGUGGAGUCUCUUUGUUGAUCCCCAGAGUCAAGCAAACAAGUGGAUUCGGAAUAUGGAGAAAUUUAGCGAAUUAGAAGUUGUCAAAUUAACAGACAAAAAUUACAUGAACAUAGUGGAACAGUGCAUUGAAUACGGAAAGCCUAUUCUGAUAGAAAACAUCGGAGAAGUACUAGACGCUUCUCUGGAUCCAAUUUUAACAAAGAAUAUCUACAAGGUAGCAGGAAUCUGGUACGUAAAUUUGGGAGAAAAAAGUGUCGAAUACAAUUUAAAGUUCAGAUUCUACAUGACAACCAAACUUCGAAACCCCCAUUAUUUACCAGAAGUCUACAAUAAAGUCACUCUGAUUAAUUUCGCGCUGACGAUUGAAGGAUUGGAUGAUCAGCUCCUCGGAAUCGUGGUAGCGAAAGAGAGGCCUGAUCUUCAGGAAAAAAGGGAAUAUUUGAUAGUUCAAGGCGCUGCGAAUAAAAAGGCCUUAAAGCAGGUUGAAGAUAAUAUUCUGAAGACCUUGUCGAUUUCGGGAGCGACUAUCUUGGAAGAUGAGGAAGCCAUAGAAAUUUUAGACUCUUCAAAAAUCCUCUCUGUGGAUAUUAUUAAGAAACAGGAAGCUGCGAAAGAGACUGAAGCCAAGAUCGAAAAUUUCAGGCAAAAUUACAAGCCAAUCGCGAAACACAGUUCUUCUCUUUAUUACACAAUUACUGACUUGCCUAAUAUUGAUCCCAUGUAUCAAUAUUCUUUGGCUUGGUUCAUCAAUCUCUAUAUUCUGUCCAUCGAAACGGCGAACAAGAGCAAAAUACUUGAAAGAAGAUUGACUUUCUUGAGGGACACUUUUACCUACAAUUUGUAUCAAAACGUCUGUCGGUCUUUGUUUGAAAAGGAUAAGCUCUUGUACUCAUUUGUUCUCUGCACGACGAUUCUGCUCGCAAAUGAAGAGAUUAAUCGAGAUGAAAUGAUGUUUUUACUUACUGGUGGAAUUGCCCUGGGAAAUGAAGCCGAAAAUCCAGCCUCAAGUUGGCUCUCUGAUAAAUCUUGGGACGAAAUCUGUCGCGUUGGUGACUUGGCUUCCUUUGCAGAUUUCAAGAAAAGUUUUAUUCACAAUAUGAAUUCUUGGCAGAAAUUUUAUGACCUGAUGAAUCCACAAAAUUCUCCUUUGCCUGAACCCUGGGAGAGUAAACUAACAAUAUUUCAAAAGUUAAUUGUUAUGAGAUUGAUCAGACCGGACAAAGUUACUGCAAAGGUAACGCAAUUUGUGGAAGGAGCAAUGGGAAUGAAGUAUGUGACACCGCCCCCCUUCGAUCUCUCAAAAUCCUACGCUGAUUCAAAUUGCCUCGUACCCUUGAUUUUCAUCCUUUCACCAGGAUCUGAUCCGAUGAGUGCUUUAUCAAAUUUCGCGGAUAGUAUGGACUAUUCCUCGAGGUUUACUUCCAUUUCCCUGGGUCAAGGUCAAGGUCCAAUUGCCCGCAAACUUAUUGAGCAAGGCCAGAAUGACGGAUCUUGGGUUUGUCUUCAAAAUUGUCAUCUCGCCGUUUCCUGGAUGUCAGACCUAGAAAAAAUUUGCGAAAAUUUUGACACAAGAAACACGUCGAUGAAUUUCAGGCUAUGGUUAACUAGUUAUCCUUCGGAUAAAUUUCCCAUAACCGUUUUGCAAAAUGGGGUCAAAAUGACGAAGGAACCACCAAUGGGACUUCAACCGAAUUUAUUAAGAUCCUACAAGUCAGAGCCGGUCAAUGAUCCAGAAUUUUACGAAGGCUGUCCAGGGAAGGCGAAAACUUUUACGAGAUUACUGUAUGGGCUCUGCUUCUUUCAUGCAGUUGUGCAGGAAAGAAGAAAUUAUGGUCCACAAGGGUGGAAUAUUCAGUACGGGUUUAACGAAUCGGAUUUCCAAAUCUCGGUUCAACAACUUCAGAUAUUUAUCAACGAUUACGAUGAAGUUCCUUUUAAAGCGAUUUUGUAUCUAACUGGAGAAUGUAAUUAUGGUGGGAGAGUAACUGACGACCGAGAUCGAAGAUGUUUAAAUACGAUUCUGCAGGAUUUUUACAACCCGGAUGUCAUUUCAAAUAUAAAUUAUACUUUCUCGAACGUGGGACCUGAAUAUUCUCUUCCUAAAAGUAAUUCGUCCUGUUUCGAUGCUUCGCCAACUGCGACUGUUCCCUGUAAUCCAACCAUUGAAUCGAAAAAGCUUUUGGAAAUAUCAAGUUCUCUCGUUAUUCCUGCAUUCAUGUGUAAUCCGAGAACUUCAGGUAUCGGUACAGUUUCUUUUUAUAUGCUGAAUGCAAAACUUCCUCCCACCUGGGCAAAAGCGAGUGCGUAUCCGACUUUGAAACCCCUGCCCAGUUUUAUAAAUGACUUUCUGGAACGACUGAAUUUUUUAAGAAAGUGGUUAGAAAAUGGAAAACCGCCAACUUUCUGGAUAUCAGGAUUUUCAUUUGUUCAUGCAUUUUUAACUGGUGCGACACAAAAUUUCGCGAGAAAGUACAAAAUACCGAUAGAUAGACUGGAUUUUAAUUUUGAGGUCUUAUCAAAAUUUGAAUCUGACGCACCCCCAAUAGAUGGUGUUUAUGCUUACGGGAUGUUUCUUGUCGGGGCAAGAUGGGACAUGAAGAAAAUGGUGCUCGCAGAAAGUAUUCCAAAAGUUCUUUGGGAUGAAAUGCCUUUGGUUUGGUUUAAACCGACAGAGGUAUCUAAUAUUGAAAUUGGGAUGCGGUAUGAAUGCCCUUUGUACAUAACUUCUGCUCGAUUUGGAAUCCUAAAAACUACAGGACAUUCUUCUAACUACGUCCUGUCAAUAUUGCUCGACAGCAAUAUCGACGUGAGGCACUGGAUUAAAAGAGGUCUCGCUCUUUUGUGCCAACUCGACAAUUAA